CGGACGCACCGUAAAUAAAAACGUGUCCACCUACUCGGUGACGUCAACAGCCGCUCACUGUCGUAAAAGUGUCGUGAAGCUCAGGCUGACGGCAACGUGGACACGAGGACAUGAGGAUGGCGAAGAGACCCAAUAUUCUCCUCACAGGAACCCCUGGUGUAGGAAAGACGACCAUAGGAAAGGAGCUGGCCAAGCGGAGCGGGCUGACCUAUGUGAACGUAGGAGACCUGGCCCAGGAAGGGCAGCUUUACGACGGCUUUGAUGAAGAAUACCAGUGUCCUAUUUUGGACGAGGACAGGGUGGUGGACGAGCUGGAGGAGAUGAUGGGGGAAGGAGGGGUGAUCGUUGACUACCACGGCUGUGACCUGUUCCCUGAGCGCUGGUUCCACAUCGUGUUUGUCCUCCGCACAGACAACACCCAGCUGUACGAGCGGCUGGAGAGCAGGGGCUACGCGGGGAAGAAGCUGCAGGACAACAUCCAGUGCGAGAUCUUCCAGACCAUCUACGAGGAAGCUAUGGAGGCGUACCGGCCGGAGAUCGUCCACCAGCUCCCCAGCAACACCCCCGAGGACCUGGAGCAGAACCUGGAGCAGAUCGGCCAGUGGACUGAGCAGUGGAUCAAGGACCACAACUAGAACCGGAGCCCUGCAGGAGCAGACCUGCGGACCAGGACAGCUUCACCUCCAAUUAGCUUUGACUUUUACAGACGCGUGUUCUGGCGUAGGUUCAUUCAGCGGCCUCUCCUCUGCUGGUAGUGCUCUAAACACGUCACGUGCUUCAAACGGAACAUAUCUGGAAGAUCUUGCAGUACGUUGGAAGGUAAUUCUGGUUCCAUCACACCAUUUUUAAUGCGGACAACAUGGCGUGAAGUCUGCAGGGCUUCACACACAACAUUCCUGCUGGCCUGCAACCCCGACGCUAGCCCGCGCCCCGCCCCCUCCCCUCACUGGACUCCCCUGAAGAGAAGGGAGAGCUGGCGUCAGUGCCUUAGUGUGUCAUACAUGUGUCCCAGCUUCACAGCGUCCAGCAGAAACGUUACCUGAGCUUCUCGUUCUGAUGAGAAUGAAGAGCUGAAUGAUGGAUGACAAGAACACGGACGUGCAAGAGGACUCAAGACACUGCAGAUUCCCAUGACCAAAAAAUGUGAAUAUAGAGCACAGAAGAGGGCAGUCGGUCUGGAAAUAUAUUUUUCUGUUCUUAUUAUGACCUGGAGAAGACCUGUUGCUCUGCUGGGGGAAGCAGGGACAUGGUCCGCUCCCCAUCUAUAUUUCUGUACUUGUGAAUAAAUGGUCUGGAUCAGAAAACUCCCUGAUGGCCAGCUGGUG
Molecule: messenger RNA, 1325 nt
Organism: Cololabis saira (Pacific saury)
Lineage: Eukaryota; Metazoa; Chordata; Actinopteri; Beloniformes; Belonidae
Gene: ak6
Product: adenylate kinase 6
Exons: 5
Coding region: 111-635 (174 amino acids)
Cellular component (GO): nucleus; cytoplasm
Molecular function (GO): ATP hydrolysis activity; ATP binding; AMP kinase activity
Source: RefSeq, a predicted model, not a curated record